This is a messenger RNA of Sceloporus undulatus (fence lizard), 6448 nucleotides long. RefSeq names its product LDL receptor related protein 3 (gene LRP3). The record is from RefSeq and is a predicted model, not a curated record. Bases 400 to 2883 code for a protein of 827 amino acids. NCBI's taxonomy places the organism in Eukaryota, Metazoa, Chordata, Lepidosauria, Squamata, Phrynosomatidae. The transcript is spliced from 7 exons. Gene Ontology annotation, cellular component: plasma membrane. Gene Ontology annotation, molecular function: protein binding.
AAGUCCAAAAUCUCUUAAAGGGCGCUGCUGGAGAGGAGGCUAAAAUGCCUCACAAAAACUACACUUCCCAAAAUCUCUUAGCAUUGAGCCAGGAGCAGUUGAAGCGGCCUGAAAGCGGGCUAUUUCUGCAGUGUGUUUUGGACCCAAGCGAGGCGGGCCUGAGGAGGAGGAGGGAGGCGGCCUCUUCCUGAGGCCAAGCCGGGCCUGGCCGCUUCCCUCCCGCGGGGCUGGGCCUGGCGGCGGGCGGCGGAGGCCAUGGCGGGAGGAUGGGGCGCAGCGCUGCUCUUGCCCCGGGGAAGCGCCGGCCUCUCCUUCCCGGAGGGCGCCGGGUUCUGCUCGUUGCUCUUCUGGCUGCUGCUGCUGCUGUGAGGAGGAGGAAGGCGGGCGAAGAAGGGCGCCAUGGAGGCGUCGGCGGCGGAGCUGCUGGGGCCGCUGGCUGCCCUUUGCCUGGUGAAUCUCUUCUUGUCUGGGAAAAUUGAAAGUGCUGUCCCUUCAUUAGCUGCUUGCAGUGGAAAACUAGAACAGCAUACUGAACACCGUGGGGUCAUAUACAGCCCUUCUUGGCCACUAAACUAUCCUCCAGCCACCAACUGCAGCUGGUACAUUCAAGGUGAUCGCGGAGAUGUGAUAACUAUUAGUUUUAAGAACUUUGAUUUAGAGGACUCUCCCAAAUGUUCAGUAGACUGGCUGAUGAUUGGCCCAUCUUCUAAGCGGGAGGAAUACAGAGUCUGUGGCUCCUUCAUACCACCUUCUUUCAUCUCUGCCAGGGAUCACAUCUGGAUAUUUUUUCACUCAGAUUCAUCAAGUUCGGGGCAGGCUCAGGGAUUUCGCCUUUCUUAUAUUCGAGGAAAAAUUGGCCAGCCUAAUUGCCAGUCUGAUGAAUAUCAUUGUCUGAAUGGCAAAUGUAUCCCUAGCACUUGGAAGUGCAAUUCCAUGGAUGAAUGUGGUGACAAUUCAGAUGAGAAGAACUGCACUGUGCCCCCAACAGAACCUCUGUCCAGCAUCUGUCCUUCUGGAACAUUCCAAUGCAGUGUAGCUCAUUCCACCAAAUGUUUGUUGAAUGAACUGAAAUGUAAUACAGUUAAAGACUGCAGCAAUGGCUCUGAUGAAGAAAACUGCCCUGAUCUUUCCUGUGGCAAACAGCUUGGAAAUUUCUAUGGGUCUUUUGCUUCCCCUGAUUUGUUUCGCUCAGAUCAUAGCCGAGCAGAUCUGCACUGUACUUGGUAUGUGGACACUCAAGAUAACCGCCAUGUUCUCCUUCAGCUUGACUUGCAGCUUGGGUACAAUGAUUACAUCAAGGUGUAUGAUGGUUUAGGUGAGAAAGGUGAUAAACUUAUGCAGACUCUUUCAUAUCAUAAUAACAGGCACUCAGUAAGCCUAGAAUCCUCUAAGGGCCAGCUGACAAUAGCAUAUCAUGCCCGGUCAAAGAGCACAGGCCAUGGCUUCAAUGCAACUUAUCAGGUGAAGGGUUAUUGUCUUCCUUGGGAGCAUCCAUGUGGCAACGAUGAGGAAUGCUAUACUGAUAAGCAGCACUGCGAUGGCUGGUGGCACUGCCCCAAUGGCAAAGAUGAAGAAAAUUGUCCUGCCUGCCAGAAGAAUGAAUAUCCCUGUGAAGGAAAUAGUGGACUAUGUUAUUCAUUACUUGAUCGUUGUAAUAAUCAAAAGAACUGCCCUGAUGGCUCAGAUGAGAAGAAUUGCUUCACAUGUCAACCUGGCAACUUCCAUUGUGGCACCAACCUGUGCAUUUUUGAGACAUGGCGUUGUGAUGGACAAGAGGAUUGCCAGGAUGGAAGUGAUGAGCACAACUGCCUGGUGAUUGUACCUAGGAAGGUCAUCACAGCAGCUCUUAUUGGGAGUCUGGUCUGUGGGUUGCUCUUAGUGAUAGCAUUGGGAUGUGCUUUUAAGCUGUACUCAUUGAGAACCAGGGAAUACAGGGCAUUUGAAACCCAGAUGACCCGUCUUGAGGCAGAGUUUGUAAGGCGUGAAGCUCCUCCUUCCUAUGGGCAACUGAUCGCACAGGGGCUUAUCCCACCGGUAGAAGAUUUCCCUGUUUACAAUCCCUCACAAGCUUCUGUGCUGCAGAACAUCCGAACAGCAAUGAGGAGACAGAUGAGACGGCACUCCUCAAGGCGUAGCUCCUCCCGCCGACAUUUGGGCAGAUUGUGGAACAGAUUCUUCCACAGGCCACGGGUGAGAGGUCAGAUCCCACUGUUAAACCCCACUCACACUUCCCAGACAGUACUGGGAGAUGGAAUCACCAGUCAUACAGAUGGGACAACUGCCCAGAGUCUCCCACCUUCUCCUGAAGGACCUAAUGUUGAAACAGAGACCUACAGCCCAAGUAGGGGGCUCCCAGAAUCAGAAAACAGCAAUUUGCCUUCACAGCUCGAAACUACAGACCCAUCCCCUUCGGAUGUUUUGUCAGACCUUUGCACAGCUGCUUUGUCAGAGCCAGAGGAUGGGUACAGUGACAAGCCUUUGGGCACUGAAGACACCGCCAGUGAGGAAAUUAGACAAACCAGCAAUGUUGAUUCAGGAAAAACAUUUAGAGACCCUUUGUUGGAAAGGGUUACAGAAAUGCACCAGCAUGUUGGGUCAGCAUCCAGCCGGACUGUUGCAGAGAGGAGAAGUUCCAGCAGGAGUCGUUUCCUGAGUGAAGAGCCAUGCCAACUGCCCUUUAAAACAUGGGAGUCCAUGUACUCUGACAGCCCAAUGAAUGUCCCCAUUCAGGUGGAUGGCCAACAUUGUUGCUGCCCACAUGCAUAUCAUGAUGAACCUUUGGGCAUUCACCCAGCUUGUUGCCAUUCCACAGAAGUGCCAAUACUAGAAUCCCCUAUCCAGGAAGUCAGCCCCAGUGAUGACGAAUCUUUACUGGUUUGCUAGUGAAAUUGUGCUGGGUUUUGUAGCGGGCCUUGUGAACUUUUUACAUUAUAUUGUGGUGCACACCGUCCAUAACAAACACUCACCUCUCUGUGUUGUCUCUGUUAUCAUGCUACAUUGAUCUCCAGCGGAGCAGAACGUAGAUGACAAAUUAAAUAGGAGAUAUUUGGUGUCUGUAGUUGAUGAGGAAGAGUUUAAAUCAUAUUUUUCUUCCUUUUAAAAAUCAUUUGGUGGUAUUUUGGUGGUUUUCAAAGGAAUUUCUUGCCAUUUUAUAAUCUCCCUUUAAUAAUAUUUCACACAGGUCUCUUGCUAGUAAGAUGCUGCCAUAAAAAAACCACAACCAAGGGUCCUAUAAUUGUUUGUGCAUGUUUAUGGCAUCAUCUCUUGUGCCAUAAACUAGAGCCUACUUUUGGGCAAUUUAAGUGAUUGGCAGAAAUAUCUGCAUAAGGAUAGGGAGAAAGGCUACCAGGGAAAGUUUUCUUCAGUUAAGCAAGACCAAACCAGGAAACCUGUGGCCCUCUUAGACAUUAUUAGGCUACAAUUCUCAUCAUUGUUUAGCAUUGGUCACAGUGGCUAGGCUGAUGGGAGUUGGAAUCCAGCAACAGCUGGAGGGCCCCAUGUUUCUCAUCCCUAGCCUAGAGAAAACCAGAGAUAGUAGAAUUUCACUUCUUUUGUCUGUAUCUGUUAUUAUUCUUCCAGAUAUAAUUAUCUAUGCCAGUUAACCUCUCUGGCACAUUCACUUUACAAUCUUUGAAUGGUUACUAGGCAGGAAACAUCCAAGGGGACACAUGUGACUUCUCAUAGCUAUUACAUCUGUGGGAAGUAGCAAAAAACCUGUAGCGUUUCAUCUAUCUACCAUUCUAGGAAGCUGAAAUGACAUUCCCCAAAACAAUUGCUUGUCUGUCUCUGAUCUGUGGAAGUGUGAAUGCACAAUCCCAUGUGAGGAUAUGUUUCUCCUAAAUCCCCUUGUUUCUUCUGUUUCUGAGAUCACUUUCUCUCUACUUUAAGAGAUCAAAAGUCAGCUUUCAACUUCCUGCCCAUAAACUUGAGGAGAUUCAGCUGGCAGGCAAAGCAAGCACCAGACACCAGUAAUUAUGACUGUGACUGCUCAACUGGAGAUAUCCAAUUAUUGUCAAUUUAGAAUAUUUGUUUAAAUUAAAGCUAUGUUUACACUGCCCUAGGGUAAAUUAUUUAACAGGAAACUGAGUCUGUAAAGCAUCACUUUCUCUCCUCUCCCCCCCCCUUUUAAAAAAGCUACUUUCAUUCAUUAGCUUUCUCCUUUCAUAAUGGUGACCAUAGAGAGGCCAGAACCAAAGGCUCUUGUGUUACAUACACAGAAAAUAUGGUUACUCUCACACCCAAUUUGUUCAUUAUAGAGAUUUUAAAUGAGCCAAUAUUGUAACAGUUUUACAAGAGCAUUGUUGAAGUGUUGUUUCAUCCCUAUUCUCUACAUGCACAAGAGGUUAGCAGUGGAAGCAGUGAAGUGUAUGCAUACACAGAAAUCUUAGUAGCCCCAUGAGGAAUUGGCCAGUGCUUUUUAUUAAAAAAGAAAGUUGUUAGGUUGAUAGUCUGUCAUGUUCAUACUAGGUACUGAAGGACUGGGUUUCUCAGAAAGUUCUUCUAUGGGGAAAAAAAAUCAGAAGUGGUGCCUGAAAGAUAGUUGUUUGGGAAGCAAUGUUUUCUUGCUAUGUGAACAACUAAACAAAAGGAUUCCAUGGACAGCCAAAAAGAAAAACAAAUGGGUCCUAGAACAGAUCAAGCCAGAAAUCUCUCUGGGACCAAAAUGACAAAACUUGGCUGGCGUACUUUGGACAUAUCAUGAGAAGACAUGAAUCAUUGUAAGAAACAAUAAUGCUAGGAAAGGUGGUGGAAGUAGAAAGAGAGGGAGGCUGCAUGCUAGAUGGAUGGACUCUAUUAAAAAGAUGAUGAGGAUGAGUUGGCAGGAGCUGGACAGAGCAGUGGAGGACAAGGGAGUCUUGGAGAUGUCUCCAUCAGCAGGGUGGCCAUGGGUCGAGAUCAACGGAAGGCAGUUAACAACAAACAAGCUGGCAUGAACUUUGGACUGGCAGGAUCCUCCUGUCCUUUCUCUCCUCUCCAUACUGGAUGAGCAGAAUACAAAUAGCUACUUUUGAUUUUAAACAAACCACUCUUCCCAGUGACAUCUGAACUUAGAAGACUGGUUUGUUUAAACUCAAAUUGGUAAACAAACCACAAUCUGAAACUGGUUUAAUCUGUUCUUUCUAACUAAAGCUCUGCUGCCUGCCAUUUUUCGGAUGGAUUGGGGUACCUCAGGCCUUGAGGUUGAAAAUGGUUCCCUUGAAUUCCCCACAUAGCCACACCUUCUACUCAAUGAUAUUGCCAUUUGGUAAUCCCCCAGCAUUGGUACAGCUGCCACCACCCUCCUUGAAAGGUUGAACUUGUUCCUGUUAGGCUGUGUUUUGGACACUAAGAACCAAAACGUGCUGGGAUUUUCAGUCCCACCCUUUUGCUAUUGGCUCCGUUGUUGUUGUUCUCCACCCGUGGAUUGAUCUUGGCCCAUGGCGAUACUGUAGAUGAAACAUCUCCAAGACUUCCUAUGCUCCAGUUCUCUUCUCAGGUCUUACAGAUUCAUACACUGGAGUGCUGUCCGCUGAUACCUGAGGUGAAUCUGAAUCCAACCCUUAGGCUGAAUGAGGUCUCCACCUUUCUUAUAGGAAAUGAUAAUGAGGAAUUGAACUCAGGAUCAUUAACAUGUGAAGCACAUGCUCUGCCACUGAGCUUUGGCUCCUUUCUAGUAUUGGAAUUUGCCUUUCCUGUGUGAUGUGAUGGUAGCAGCAUGGAGCCAGAUUAUCAGGUGCGGAGAUUUGGCUUCUGUGCCACUCUGUUGUCUGUUGUCCCAAAACAUGCGUUUUGGACAUGAAUUCUUUGAUUUCCACACCAUCUCUCUUUAUUCUUUUCUUUUAGUACAUUCACUGCUUGUUUUCAAUGGCUGUGCUAUGUGCUAUGCUGCACUGUUUUACAUGUCGCCAUCUCAUUGCAACCAGUGGGAUUUGAGCAUAUUAACUGUGCACUGGAUUACAGCCAGUAUAAUCAUUAGCAGGUGUUUUGCAGAGUGCUGAUUGCUUUUAAUAGUGUAACCAAAUUCCUCUCCAGCAUAUUGUCACUUAGGCAUACUGUAACUUUUCAUUGUGUAUUUAAAAAGAGAGAGAAAAGUUAAGGUCAGGCAUAGUAAUGAUGGAUUGGUCAGGUGCACAGAAUGGUCCAGGGUGCCUGAAAAGUCUUUGGUCUCUUUAACUUGUGUUUCCUAACCAAAAGUUGAAUGAGAAUUGAAAUAAUUUCCGUUUGGAUGAAAGGAAGUUGUUGUGUUAACUGAGCAGGGAUGCUAUACAUUGGAGUGUGCUGUAUCAGCAAAAUACUUUUUAUUGUAAAUUUCAGAGAUUUCACUUGUGAUUUUUUUUCUUCCUUGCGAUUAACCAUGGAAUUUAAAAUGUGUUAAUCAUCUUUCUGUUAAAAGCUCAAAACAAAAAGUAAUAAAAUUACUCUGCAGUUGUCUUUCCUUUGAGAGUCAGGAGGUACAAAAGAGUUCCUG